UUUGAAUUUUAAUUUCAUCUUUCUUUCCAGUUCGGUUAAAUUUGCAAUUUUGUAUUUUACAUAAUUUGAAUUAUUCCCUAAUUACUCGUGUGUAUGAAUAUCACAUAACAACCCACCAUUAUUAAAAAAAAAAAAUUUGUAUUCAUUAUAUUAUAACUAUCAUCAAUAAUUCGUUUGCAUUUAAUUUGAAAAGUUGUAAUCAUGAGGAAGGCGUCUUGUGGUAGACGGUCAUCUGCUGCUGGCCGUAAUACAUUUGGUGGCUCUACAUUUGGAAGACAAAGUUCAUUUGAUGGCAGUGAUAUAAGAAUAACUCGUAGAGAAAGCCGUGGCGUAGAAAAAAAAUCCAGUAUGCUCCUAAAACCAGGUUUUUCAGCGAAAAAAUCUGUUUCGUCAGAUAAUCUUGCUGCUCAUGAUCCUAAGCAAUGGUCAUCUACUGUUAAAAAACCAUCAACUGCAUCGAGACACACUAUAGUUCGUUCAACUAAUUCAAUGAAUAUGACAGGUGUCAAUCUUGUUGCAUCUACUCCAUGUGUUACUCCAGGCUACAACCCAAAUUUACCUGGCAUUAACUCUAGUUACAAAAAUCGUAGAUUGAGUACUGAAUCACGCUACAGUAGUUAUGGAGUAGUGAAAAAUAGAAAAGAAGUGCGUCCAUUAACUGAAAAAGAUUUUCAACAAGCAGCGAUACAAAAGAUUCAGAAUUACUUUUUGACAGCUCCUAAUGCUAGUCAUAUUCUAAAUAAUGGUAACAUGCGUCCAAUGACCACCACUAUGUUUACCGAUAUGUGUGAAUAUUUGCUACAUAAACUAGAUCGAAAUCAGGUUCUUAACAAAACAAAAUACAUGGAAGAGCUUCCAAAGAUUAUGAAAAAAUAUUAUUACAAAGGAAAAGUUGACAAAUCUUGGCUGAUUACAGUAAAUGCAAGUCAUUCAUUUCCUCAAGUUGUUGGCUUGCUUCUUUGGUUAGUAGAGCUGUGUGAAACUCAAAAUCGAUUUAAUGUUAUGGAAACUUUAUACCCUUCAAUAAUUGAUCCUGAUGAAGUGGAAGAUGAAGAUUAUGAGCAAACUGUAGAAUUCAAGAUGUAUUUACCAUUUCUGUUAAACUCGUAUCAAGUUGAAACUAGAGAAAUAAAGAAACCAGCAGAUAUAGAGUUCCUUCAAAAACAAGAAGAUCUUCUAUUAGAAAAUUAUAAGAAUACACUUGGUGUUGAUGAACAAGAAUUACACAAAUUGGAAGCUGAAGUGGCCGAAUACCAAGCGGAACUAGCUUCACUCGUUGACACUACUGAAGAGAGAAAAUUAGAAGAAAUGAAAGCUAUGAAAAUGGCUAUUCAAAAAGAUAUUGUAUCAACAAAGAAAUAUGUAAAAGACCUACAGAUUUGUAUUGGUGAAGUACAAGAAUACAUUACAAAAAAAAAUGAUGAAAGAGUUUUUCAAGAGAGAGAAAUUGAAAAUCUUAAAAAGGAAUUGGAUGUGGUUAAAGGUUGUAUUAAUGGGCAACAAAUUACUCAAGAAGAUAAAAAAAUUAUCGAAGCAGAAAUGAUUAAUUUAAAAAACGAUAUACAAUAUGAAGAAGAAUGUUUAUCAAAAUUUUCAAAUAUUGUUUAUAGUGAAGAUUUGAAUGUGGUAAAAGUGCGAAUGGAGCUGGACAAACUGUUUGUUGCGUACAAUGCAUUAGUAGCUGAAAAUAUGGUUGUUUUACCGGAAUUGGAAAAUGCAAUAGCCGACAAAAAUGUUUUGGUCUUUCAUGUAAGAGAAUCUCUGAAAGAAGUUGAUGAAAUUCUAAAAAGCUUAAAGAACAAAAUUUCAGAGCGAUACAAAGCCAUUGAACAAAAAUCUAAAGCUGUUAAUAUCGAGCUUGAAACGGUUCAAAUAGAGCAUAAAAAUAUAACAAAAACGCUGGAAAAACUACUUCCAGAGUUUGACGAAGACAAAAAAAAGUUAUCGGAACUUACCGAUCGUCGAUUUGAAGCGAAGAAAGAAUUAGAAAAGAAAUUAGCCAAUAUUCAAGCAGAAAUAAAAAGUAUCCAUAUUGAUGAAACAGAAAUCGAAGCUAUUAAAGAGAAGAAAGAUAACUCAAUGAAAAUUCUUGCAGAGAUGGAAGAGGAAAGAGAGUACAUUAAAAUGAAAACAACUAUGAGUAUACAAGAGCAUGUUGACCAACUUAAAGAUCUUGAACUAUAUGUUAAGGAUUAUUAUUCAGAACUCCAAGAGAAAAUGUCAAAAAUCAAAGAAGAAGUAUUCUCGAGGAAAUAAUAUAAAUUCGGUUUUACUUUAAUUAUCUUUAUCAUUGAAAAAGUGAAUUCUAAAGACAUUUUAAUUAUAUGGUUAAUAUUAAUUUACCUUUUAAUUUUUGUUUACAAAUAUUUUACUCAAUUAUUUUAAUACAAAUUAAUUUUUUUUAAACUUGUUCUCGUGUAAAUAUUAUAACAAAAUAGUAAUACUUAAUAUUAUAUUAAGUAUAGUAUGGGGAUAUUUAUUUUCUUAUACAAGUUUAUUUAUUAAGCCUUUACUUGUAAGUUAGAAA
Molecule: messenger RNA, 2527 nt
Organism: Adelges cooleyi (spruce gall adelgid)
Lineage: Eukaryota; Metazoa; Arthropoda; Insecta; Hemiptera; Adelgidae
Product: kinetochore protein NDC80 homolog
Exons: 15
Coding region: 202-2256 (684 amino acids)
Biological process (GO): attachment of mitotic spindle microtubules to kinetochore
Cellular component (GO): Ndc80 complex
Source: RefSeq, a predicted model, not a curated record